UCCGAUCGUCACCUGGUUCGUUUCCGAGCUGUUUUUGUGCCGUUAAAUGUAAACAGACUGGAAUGAAAGCCAUCUACCAACACUCCUUUAUAUUUCUGAUGGACAUGAGGACAUUUUCUAGCGAGAGGAGAAGCAGGAACCGCAGAGGUCAAUGUUUUGAAGGAUGGCCGCUGCAGAGAGCUCCAGGCUCCGAGGAGAAGAGAGAGAAACUGGGGGAGAAGAUCCAGAAGCCAGCAUGGAUGGAUGAGGAACACCAGAGAGGCUCUAAGGAGCAGCUUAGAGCACUUUGAAUCCUGCUGCUAAGGCAGCUACAGUUGCUAAACCUGUUAGGCUGGUUGCCAGGCAACAGAAGCUCCGCCCAGCUUUCAACCUUUAUAAGUAGUGACAGGAUAAACAGAAACAGUUGACGCAGAGCAGAAGGAGCAGAACAUGUUGGGACUUAUUGUGGAUCUGAUGGAGUCUCUGCUCAGGUUUCCCUUCUGGACCUCCACCUUCUGCCUCUACCUGUCCUGGACUCAGGUUCAAGCAGCAACAUUUGUAGUGAAUGUGACACAGAGCUCCUAUCAGGCAGAGGAGAACCACAGCAUCACUCUGGAGUGGACCUUCACCACAAGACCCAACAGAACCUGGAUCAUCUACUGCAGCGUGUUGACUCGUCCCAGAGAAAUAGUCCUCUAUUCAGUCUAUGAAGAUAUUAAAGAGUCAGAGUUUACAGAUGAACACUUUAAAGGACGAGUCCAGAUGGACAAAGACGUCCUCAGAGAAGGAAGGAUCAGAUUUCAUCUGUGCAGACUGAGGACUGAAGACUCUGGACUCUAUGUGUGUAACAUCAGGACUGACUAUGGGAGAGGUUCUGCAGACUGCAACGUUACAGUGACUGAGUCGGUUCCUCACAGAAGCCUCAUCAAUCCGACCCCACAGGAUGAACCCAGCAGUUCUGAUGGUCGGUCCAGACUCCUCCUCUUUUUCCCCUUGAGUUUCUUCAUUGUUUCUCUAAGUUUUCUCAGCCAUAGAUUGAAAGACAAACAAGAAUUUGGCUGAAUCCUCAGUCUUGCAGUUUUGGCUGCCUUGCUCAAGGGCAGACCAGUGUUUAUUUAAAUGGGAGCUCCAUUCAUUCUUCUCUGCUGCAGAUUGUUAAAGACUCAGAUUCAGCUUAGAAGCUGCAGCAUCCUGGAGAUGGACACAGUGUUCAGGAUCAGUCAGAGGCCUUUCAGUGGAACCAGGUGACCCUGCAGCUGGACUAAUAAAGAUGCAUUAUCAGGUAAAGGUAGAAAGAACAAAGGUUCUCCAUGUUUGCUGUCAGACUCUGCAGGAAUCCUCCAAACCUUCAGAUCAACAAAUGAUCAAAUGUCCUGGUUGAACUGAAGCUUUUUCAUCGAUUUUUUUAAAAAUGUAUUUCUGUUACAAAAUCUGCAGUGAUUGCAACAUAGAUUUAAAGUCAGGUGACUGUGAUGUUUUUAGAGACCAUGAGAACCAAACUGUCUGACAUAUAAACAGAGUUGAACUUAUUUUACUACUUGAAGAACUUUAAAUGAUGGAGCAGAGGAUCAGAACCUGACUGAUGACCUGUUAAACAGAGACAUGACAGACUCACUGGUUUAGUUUGGUCUGAUAGAGGCUCUGGAAAAUGGAUUUGCUGCUUUAUUCCACUACAGAGAAACUUUUUUCAUGGUAAUUAAAUAUCAUAAAAGUUUAUUUUUAUUUUGAAAAAACAAUGUGUACA
Cyprinodon variegatus (sheepshead minnow) is the source of this 1723-nucleotide messenger RNA. RefSeq lists its product as uncharacterized. The transcript has 5 exons. The record is from RefSeq and is a predicted model, not a curated record. Gene Ontology annotation, biological process: cell surface receptor signaling pathway; T cell costimulation; positive regulation of T cell proliferation. NCBI's taxonomy places the organism in Eukaryota, Metazoa, Chordata, Actinopteri, Cyprinodontiformes, Cyprinodontidae. Gene Ontology annotation, cellular component: external side of plasma membrane. Bases 430 to 1041 code for a protein of 203 amino acids.